Symbiodinium pilosum is the source of this 525-nucleotide messenger RNA. The record is from the annotation of a GenBank genome assembly. NCBI's taxonomy places the organism in Eukaryota, Dinophyceae, Suessiales, Symbiodiniaceae.
AUGCCAAAGGUGGUGACCUCCAGACGGCUGCCCGUGUACACCAACAAGGGCCAAAAGGAGGACGACCGCUUCAAUGCCUUCCACUGCAAGAGGUGUCAGACUCACCUCCUGACGACGGAUGCCGAUCUAGCGAAGAUCCCAAGAAGAAAGACUGAUGGCGCCCUGGUUCUGGAUGCCCGACUGCAGGUCAUCAGCUUGUACACCGUCAAGCGUGAUGGCAGCCAGCUCAUUCGCCGUGAGAAAGGUGCAGAGCGACAGUACGUGCAUGCUUGUCCGUCCUGUGACCAAGACGUUGGUUACACAUCCAAGCCUCACGAGGCCAACCUGGAGUUGGUGUACCUCUCUGACACGGCAGUUUCCGUACCAUGGCACAGGAUGAAGUCGCCCUUCACUUGCAAGGUCUGUGGCUACAUUUGCCAGAGCCAGGGACAGCUGGAGUUUCACAGGAAGCAAAGGCAGCACACGGAAGAAAUGGAGAAAGAGCAGGACGCAGCCAACGAGCUGAAGCCGAUCAUCGUUGGGUGA